Messenger RNA from Carassius gibelio (silver crucian carp), 2635 nucleotides. Its product is annotated as myocyte-specific enhancer factor 2A-like. The transcript has 11 exons. The record is from RefSeq and is a predicted model, not a curated record. Lineage: Eukaryota; Metazoa; Chordata; Actinopteri; Cypriniformes; Cyprinidae. Gene Ontology annotation, biological process: cell differentiation; positive regulation of transcription by RNA polymerase II; heart development. Gene Ontology annotation, molecular function: histone deacetylase binding; DNA-binding transcription factor activity, RNA polymerase II-specific; RNA polymerase II cis-regulatory region sequence-specific DNA binding. Bases 309 to 1613 code for a protein of 434 amino acids.
UGAAGGACACUGAUGGAGGAGGGAGGAGCUGCCUGGGAGCUCUGGAUCAUCCAGCAGUGCAUGCACGAGACCAGGAAAGACUCGGGAUAAUAAUACAGUGUUUACAAAUCCUCAUCUUUGAAUCCAUCCCUUCGGUUUGCGCUCUUUUUGUCUUUCUCCAACUCUUAAAAGCGUCCGUCUGAAGGUUCUGGUGUGCUGAAGAAUGCAGAGAGGAGGUGGUUUCUUACGGCGCAGUAAAACCAAAACAUAAUCCAUCAUAAUCACUGAAGAGGAUUUGGAUUUGCAAAGAGAGACAGAAGAAAGUGACAAUGGGACGAAAGAAGAUCCAGAUUACACGCAUUAUGGAUGAGAGAAACAGACAGGUGACGUUCACAAAGAGGAAGUUUGGUCUGAUGAAGAAGGCGUAUGAGCUCAGUGUACUGUGUGACUGUGAAAUAGCCCUGAUUAUCUUCAACCGCUCCAAUAAGCUCUUCCAGUACGCCAGCACAGACAUGGACAAGGUCUUGCUCAAGUACACCGAAUACAACGAACCUCAUGAGAGCAGGACCAACUCGGACAUUGUCGAAGUGCUGAACAAAAAGGAGCAAAGAGGUUGUGACAGCCCAGAUCCAGAAGCUUCAUAUGUCCUCACGCCUCACACGGAGGAGAAAUAUCAGAAGAUUAAUGAAGAGUUUGAUAACAUGAUGAGAAAUCACAAACUUCCGUCUGCUCUGGGUCAGCAGAGUUACUCGAUACCGCUGUCUUUGCCCGUCACCAACCCAACCACGCUGUCCUACAGCACAGACAGCUCUCUGGACACCCCAGUGUCCCUCAGCGGGACGAACAUGCUGUCUCUGUCCUCCAACAACAGCACUGCAGUCAUGGAUGGCAUGCGAGGUUCCUCAGAAAUCUCUCUUCCUAACGGUGCACACUCCAGCCAUGUGGCUAAUGGCUUUGUUGGCGGUUCAGAAGGAAACAGUAUGGGAAGAGUCGUUUCUGCAAAAUCUCAAGCAUCGUCUACAUCGGGGCGCAAACCUGAUCUCCGAGUGCUCAUUCCUCCAGUGUGCAAGGGCACUGCUUCUGCACCGCCGCCAGAGGAAGCAGAGGAGCAUUUGAGAACUGACAACUCUCAGUCCAGCCAAUCACUGAGCACACCCGUGGUCUCCGUGGCAACCCCCAGUCUACAUCCCCAGGGCCUUGUGUACUCAGCCAUGACAUCAUCUUUCACUUCAGAUUUUGCCUUGAGCAGUACAGAGCCUAGUUCUUUACAUAGCUUCAGUUCACCAGAGGCUGUCAUAUCAGGAACAGGUUCUUCAUGGAAACACAGUAAUCAUGGUCAGCCAGGAUUCAGUGCCCAGAGCAUCAAAUCAGAGCCCAUCUCCCCUCCCAGAGAGCGUGCUGGUCAUUCGCUGUACCCCACCAAACCUCGGCCCGGCUCCGGACAAGAAGUGGGCCGCUCUCCUGCCGAGAGCUUCGGUUCUUCUGGUAGUUCAUAUGAAGGUAGCGACCGUGAGGAACAGCAGCUGGACUCUCACCCAGGCACCGCUACAUCAGGACAAAGAUCAUCAACAGAGACAGAUAGCCAGGAAGAUCCCUCAGUCAAACGCAUGCGCACGGACAGCUGGGUAACUUAGAACGUCGUUUUAAAGUCACAUUACAGAUAUGCAGUGUGCUGUGUGCAACAAACACUAAGUACUGCUUUAGAAAUGUGAAGAGGCGUCCCUGAAAGGGAAAUACAAAGACAAUUAUUGUAAAAUGAGUGCAUUCAAUUGUUUGUAUUGUUAUAGGAUUAUAUAUAUAUUAGUAUAAGUUAUGACGUGUAUGACACUGUUUUGUCAAUAGAGGGUUAGCUUUGCUGCAUUAUUUGCAGUAUAUUAUUUUUUGCAAGCCAAAUUUUAUCUUUUGUAUUUUUUAUGAGUCCUCAAUCAAAGCCAUAUAAAUAUCCAUAGGGAUUUCCUAUUUGCUGUCGUUUGGUGUAUGUAGACUUUAAUGCCCUAGUGAUCAAAUGGAGUGCGUACUCGUAUGUUAAAGUUUUAGGUGAACCUCAGGUAUCUGCAUUUCAAUCAUCAACUGGCAGCCAAAUGACACUUUCAGUUCUUUAACACAAGGUUUGUGAAGAACAGAUGAUAAAAUGGCCCAAAAAUGGUUGAUUAAUUAGACAUAUUAAUGUAACUACCUAGGUGAUAAAAUGAGCUAAUCAUAAACUUGACUCUUGUUCUUAAAGCCACAAUCCCUCUAUAAGAGAACACACUAUAAACAUCUCAUUCACAAAUCAUUUUGUGAAUUAGAUAUUUAGUAUAAUUUAUACAAUGUAAAUACUGUUACUUUAAAAUACCUGAUAACACGAGCAAUUAAAAAAAAUAGAAAAAGUAUUUAAAUGUCUUUUAUAGUGUUUUUAUCCUUUAUUCUGAUUCUGUUGAAUGUGAACAGUCGAGCUUUAAAGCCAUUUGUUUUGUCUCCAAAGAGGCACGUAGGAAUUUUGCUGCUAAUACCAGGUUUUAGAUCUUCCUUCAUGCCAUAUAAAAACAUUUUUAAUUGAUGCCAAUGCAAUCUAUGGAACUCUGUUAGUUGUCUCAGUUUGUUCUCAGAUCAAGCUGAGCCCUUUAUUGUUUGUACACCAUGAUAAAUGGCAAUAAACAUAUUACUCACUUCUUUU